Hydra vulgaris (swiftwater hydra) is the source of this 1884-nucleotide messenger RNA. Its product is annotated as zinc finger MYM-type protein 1-like. Lineage: Eukaryota; Metazoa; Cnidaria; Hydrozoa; Anthoathecata; Hydridae. The record is from RefSeq and is a predicted model, not a curated record.
AUGAACUACCAUCACAAAUCUGGAUCUCAAAAAAGGAAAGAAAAACUGUCAAGAUUGAAAAAUGUAAAUGAAAAACAAACUCUACUUCAAAGUUAUAGAUUUUCAGUGUCUUCGAAAGAGAAAGAUUUAGAAAAUGAGUAUCAUAAUGUAGAAGCUAAUUUUAACAAUAACGACAACGUUGUUGAACAAGCUGCAGAUUUAAUUAAUGUGACUGCCGACUUUUCAGAUCCUGAUAACAUAGAAAAUAAAGAUGACGUGGAGCCCGCAAAACUGCUUGACUUUGAUGUUGGUAGUCUAAAAAAUGAAAGACCAAAUGCUUCUGAAAUUGAGGAAGCAGUUCGUAGGGGUCCAGAAAAGAUCCCAUCUCAAUUACCAAAAGAAGUGAAUGCACAUUCAUUUCUUGUUUGUAUACUACAUACAAGUAUGAAAAAUAGAGAAUAUGUUCCCCGUGAUUGGCUUGUUUGGGGCAAAGUUAAACAAUCGAUAUUUUGUUUUCCUUGUCACCUUUUUAGCAAACUACCAACAGCAAGUCGCUCACGUUUAACAACUAUAUCUGAGUAUUAUUUUCAAAGAAAAUGGAAAAAAUUACAUGACAAAAUUCCAGAGCAUCAAAAUAGCAGCAACCAUAAAUAUUGUUAUAUUAAAUGGCGGCUAUUGGAAAAAAGUAUUGACUCUAAUUCCACUAUCGAUAUUAUGCUGUUGCAGACCAUUAAGAAUCAAGCAUCACAGUGGAAACAGGUUCUUCGCCGAGUUUUAGAUAUCACUUUGUUUCUAGCCGAACGAGGUUUAGGAUUUAGAGGAACAAGUGAUUUAGUUGGAGUUGCAGCAAAUGGCAAUUUUUUGGGCAUUUUAGAGCUCUUGAGCUAUUAUAAUUCUGUCUUGAAAGACCACCUGAACAAAGUGAUGAAGUCGCAGAAAUUGAAGAGAAGACAACAAGCAAAUUACCUUUCACCGGAAAUACAAAAUGAGUUUAUAGAGUGUUGUGCCAAAAAAGUAUUAGACGUUAUUCUAAGAGAACGAAAAGCAGCAAAAUAUUACUCAAUACUUGUUGAUGCAACCCCUGAUUCAGCACAUAUGGAACAAACUGUAUUUAUGCGUUAUGUUUAUUUAAAUGAAAAAAAUAGUCUCUAUGAAGUUCAAGAGCGAUUUCUAGAGUUUGUUGACUGCAAUCAGAAAACGGGGAAAGCUAUUGCUGAAUUAAUUUUCAGUGUUGUUAAAAAACACAAUAUACCAAUGAUACACUGUCGUGGUCAAGGUUAUGACAACGGUAGCAACAUGAGCGGUCAAUAUAAAGGAGCACAAGCAGAGAUAAUUAAAGAGAACCAAUUUACAAUUUAUUCUCCAUGUGCUUGUCAUAGCUUAAAUCUGUGUGGUGUCCAUGCCGCAGAGUGCUGUGCAGAGGUUAUCACCUUCUUCGGUGUUGUGCAAAAGACUUAUAACUUGUUCAGCUUUAGCACACAAAGAUGGCAAAUUUUAAAAGAAAACAUUGGGUGCUCUUUGCAUAGCAUGUCAGAUACACGUUGGUCAGCCAGGAUGGAAAGUGUAAAACCUUUUGCAGAACAUAUUCCUGGUUUAAAGAGUGCUAUCCAAGACUUAAAGAAGCUAAAUCUUACUGGCGAGACUCGAUCAGAUAUCAAACUUAUUGAGAAAUACUUGGGUUCAUUUGAGUGCAUUAUACUCGCAAGCACUUGGUUUAAAGUUCUAACAAGCAUCAAUUACAGAAACGCAGUUCUGCAAGCCAGAGAUGCAACUUUAGAUGUGGAGGUUUUAAAUUUAAGAAACUUAAUUGAUGACCUCUUAUUAUUGAGAAACAACUGGGAUUCAAUUUUAAAUGAAUGUAAACUUGUUGCCGAAAAUCUGGGUAUGGUUUCCAAUGACAUAUGA